AACCAUGUGGAGUCAUCAUUAUCAUCAUCAUCAUCAUCAUGGCGAGUGAUGAUUUUGAUGGAAAGACUGAUACUCACGAGAAUGACAGCACUGAUACUAAUGGCACUAGCAUCAUUAUUGAUGAUGAUGAUCCUAUUGUACAAGAAAUACCAGUAUACUUAGCCAAAGGGCUGGCCAAUAAUCUUUACUUGCUCCAAUAUCCAUUGCGUCCUGCCCACAUGCCGUAUGAUGGUAAAUCUGUAUUGGAGACCAGAAUGAAAGGAGAGCAACUGGAGAUGACAAUCGGCUUGGAGACAAGGGGAGCUGCUGGACAGCAUUACUCACAAAGCAAAGGAAUGCAAUACUCAGGGCUUACUGGUGGUGUAAUGGACAAGAUUGUACUAUCAUCACAGUCUUCAAAACCUGGUGACAUGUCUCGGUAUGUUGCUGGAGUUUUUAAAGACAAUCAGAUCCACUUAACUCCACUGAAGGGUAUUGUCCAACUUCGUCCUUGUCUCCGUCACAUUGAGAAACUUAAUGAGAGUGGGCGUGUACCAGGAGCUGGUGGGGUAGGUGCAGUUAGUGAUGGAGAAACAACAGCAACUGAGAGUGAAGAGGAAGAAGCUAAACCAGUCACUGUGAGGUUUGCUAAAGCUGGAGCGAAAGAUAAACAAAAGGCCGAGCCUGAAGAACCUUGGAAAACUUUAAGCUACCACUCGCUUGAGUCGAAUGAAGCAACGGUUGAGAGAGAAUUGCUGUUUGCUGGAGAUGACAAUCAUACUGAGGAAUUCUCAGUUACACCUAGUGAAUAUCUGGAUAUGGUCUGUCCUGUUGAAACAAUGCAGAAAAGUGCUAGUCCUCUUGGCCCAAGUGAUGUGUUGUCACUGACAACAUUGAAGACAUUACCUUAUGAAAAACAAGUUAUCGAACUUAUGAAAAAAGCUGUUGUCCUCUCGUUUGAUUACGUGUGUAUGCUCCUUAGCAGGGGCAAAGGGGAGAGAGGGUCAGUCCUCGAGUACCUCCAGAAAUGUUCACUGUUAGUCCAGGGUUGCUGGGUGGUCCAUUCAGCACUACUCCUCACAAAGGAGAGCUCUUCUUUAAGAAAUGCUAGAGAUUAUAUAUUGUGGUGCUUUACCCAGCAGCACACCAUCACUAGGAAGGACUUAGCUGCUGCACUAAAAAUUACAACACAGCAGUUAAGAGAUAUAUUAAAGCCGAUUGCUUGUCAGAGACCUGAAGGAGGCUGGCAGUUUCGGAUGGAGAGAGACCACGACUUCAUAAGCAAGUAUCCACAAGUUGUCUCUUCACAGGAGUCCUUAUGGCAGAGGAGGCACACUGAGUUAGUGCAGGUAUAUGGUCUUGGUACUUCACCUUCAGCUCCUCUUUCCACAAGUGCCUCUGAAGGUAAAACAGCUUCAGGAAGUAGGACAAAAUCAUCUCAACCGUCAGAGGCUAAGAUUGAUUUCACUCCAGCGAGGACACGCCUCCUUCAGCCAAACCAGCUGGACGUCGAUAGAACUGGAUCCAAUGCUAGUUCUUUGAAAGACUUUUGUCGGACGACAAUAGGAAGAACUGUUGUAUCAUUUUCGGAGCUGAAGGAACGUUUACUGAGACACCAGUCGUCUUUAGCUAAAGAUAAUCCUAUGCGAGGUCAAAAUGUGACUAAUGACCUGUUGGUUAGUACUCUUAAAGAUGUCGGAUGUGUUGAAUUGGGACAGGCUCAUUCUAAGAGGCUCUUCGUUAUACCAAGCAUUGGAGACCAUACUGAUCCAUAUCGCUUGGCGAUCAUUGAUUUAUUGAAAACGUCAAAGAGUUUAAAAAGGAAGCAGGUGGUAGACGCCAUUAGCUCUCACAAUGUCACGUUCGACAAUAAAGUACUGACAAGUGUCCUAAGGGAUCUGUGUAACAGCAGAGGAGCUCAGUGGCAUUUAAAGGGAACAAUUUAAUUAAUUAAUCAAUAAUAAUAAUAACUAGUAUAAGUCAACAACACUUCAAAAUUUACAAUAAAAAAUCAAAAAAUUAAUGAAACAAUAAUGAUUCUACAAACAAAUGGCACUAAAAAUUUGAUAAUACCAAUAAUUAAUAAUAAUAAUAAAAUCUAAAAAUCAAAUGAACAUACACAUUGUAACAA
Amphimedon queenslandica is the source of this 2110-nucleotide messenger RNA. RefSeq names its product DNA-directed RNA polymerase III subunit RPC5-like. Gene Ontology annotation, cellular component: nucleus; RNA polymerase III complex. NCBI's taxonomy places the organism in Eukaryota, Metazoa, Porifera, Demospongiae, Haplosclerida, Niphatidae. Gene Ontology annotation, biological process: tRNA transcription by RNA polymerase III. The transcript is spliced from 18 exons. The coding region runs from base 39 to 1925 and encodes 628 amino acids. The record is from RefSeq and is a predicted model, not a curated record.